ACUUCCCACGGUUAAUCACUAUCUGAGCAAAAUCAAAGAUUGAACAAAAGUGCCAAAUAGCAAUUCGGGAACUAAAACAAUUCCAUAAGCACAUUUACAAAAUACCGUUAUUGUUAAAACGUAUCUGAGGCAAACAUAAAUUAAUGAUUCUCAAAUAACCAACCUUUCGCAAAUACACCUGAAUAAUUAAUAUUUUAGUGGUACAUCCACCAACAGGCGCCAAUAAUUUCUAUAGUGAGUUUAUAACCUGUAAUACAAUAUAAGUAUGAUUUUCCGCUGCUUCAUAUGACUGCGUUGAAACUACUUUCCGGCUCCAAGAGAUAAAAUGAAUAACACAUUUCCAGCAUUUACCAAAAUUUCUGAUAUUCCGCGAACGAUUGCCCACAUUUAAAAAGUGAUAUAAAUUAGGCAAAAACAUUGUCAGUUUAUCUUAACGAAUUGAAUAGCUUGACCGAACCUCGCUAAAACAAAUAAGGACAUACUAACGACAAUAAUUAGUGUAACAACUGGUAGGAUUAUAACACACCAAGAAAUAUUACUCACAAAUCUACGACUAGAAAGGAAGCAAUGGAAUUAGUAUCUCAUAAAAUGUAAUGUGAAAUGCUAUUGUGGUAUACAAAAUAUAAUAACCGUGCUCAUCCUGAAUUGUAAUCACCAAAUGAAAACAUGAAGAUUUUCAUAAUUUGAUCGUACGAGUUUAAACAUUUUUUAUCAUUCAAAAAGUAAUAUCGGAAAAAGUAAUUUUGCUUAAUAGUGGAGACAAAUUUAUAUAAACGCCGCAAGUAAUGGCGAUGGAAUGGAUUACCGCGAUGGACAAACGUCCUUGUGAUCGCAAUUUACGCGAUGCUGAACUGAUAUCCUGUCGUCUGCGACGCGUGGAGCCACUGUGUCGUCUGCCCAGUUCGGCAUUGCAGCAAUUAGCCAUGUGCGGCUUCUAUGAGGAUUUAGAAAAGGGGGUAACAUUAUUUCGUGCUGGUGAACAGGGUCGUUUUUGGUACGCCGUUCUAGGUGGGUCGCUUGAAGUUCGUUACCAUGCUUCAGAGACAGAUGCCAAAACACCAGUAACUUUGUGCAAUCUUAGUGUGGGCGCUACAUUCGGGGAGUCCAUAUUACACGAACUACCAAGAGAUAGUACUGUUGUCACGAAAACCACUUGUGAGUUGCUUCGUGUGGAACAACAAGAUUUUCGACUUAUUUGGGAAAAAAAUAAAGAAUUGAUGAAUGACAUUAUUACAACUUGUAAAUUGAAAAAUGGGUUCGGUUCCGGCGUUUCACCAAUUGCUUCGUCUCCAACUAAGCGUCCUCUAAGUCCAGAUCAUCCGAAUCCGGCUUUACCUAUUUCAGAGUCUCCAAGUUCUACUAUGAGUCGAAUGGGAUGGGCCUUGCGUACACUCCUUAUUGCUGACGGUUCAAGUUGUCUCAAGGAUAGAAAAGUAGCUGGUAAAUUUAUUCGUAAAUGUGCACCAGGAACGGAAUUAGUGGAUUGGCUGUUGAAUUUGUCAUCUAUUGUUCACACUCGAGCCCAAGCUGCUGGCAUGUGGCAAGCGUUGCUUGAAGAAGGGGUUCUAUCCCAUGUGAAUAAAGAGCAACCCUUUAAGGAUAAAUGUUUUUUGUACCGUUUUCGCGUUGACGAAGAUGGCAGUGCUGGCAGCUACUCAACGACCGAGGAUACUAAUGCAGCUAAUGAAUAUAUUCGUGAGUCUCUGAGCACACUUUUCCAACGUGGGCCAGAUGCAAUACUGCGAAUGAUUUUACGAAAGCCCUCACACGAACGAACUCCUGAAGAACUUGAACUGAUUUUUGAGGAGCUUUUACACAUAACAGCGCUUUCACAUUUGUCGACAAGUAUUAAACGUGAACUCUCCUCCAUUAUCGUUUUUGAAUCGCAUGCACAAGCUGGAACAAUACUAUUUAAUCAAGGUGAUGAAGGUCGUUCAUGGUAUAUAUUGCUCAAGGGAUCUGUGGACGUGGUAAUACACGGGAAAGGUACCGUAGCUACUCUUAAGAAUGGUGAUGAUUUUGGUAAACUCGCAUUAAUAAACGAUGCUCCCAGAGCAGCAACAAUUGUCUUAAAGGAGAAUAAUUGUCAUCUUUUACGCGUUGAUAAGGAACAUUUUAAUCGUAUACUGCGCGAUGUAGAGGCAAAUACGUUGAGACUUCAAGAACACGGCAAGGAUGUUUUAGUGCUCGAGCGAGUGGCUAAGCAAAGAGGCCAGCAUUCAGCAUUUAAGUAUACGGUAAUGUCGGGAACUCCAUCAAAGAUGUUGGAACAUUUAUUGGAAACACGGCUCGGAAAUCAAGUGAGCGGUUUGGAUCCUUUUUUGGACGAUUUCUUGCUUACACACAUAGUUUUCAUGCCUGUUGUGCAGCUAGUGGAUGAACUGGCCAAUUAUUUUCAUUGCGACUCGAACAAUGGUUCGCAAACCCCAGAGGAUCGGGAAUAUAUAAUUAACUUCAAGAAGCGCGUUGUACAGUUCAUGCAAAAAUGGGUGACGGCCGUGCGGCAUGCAGCAUUCGAGGAAUCAAGUGUCUGUGAUUUUAUUGAGGAGUUAGCAACUGAAAUUGAGGCUGAUCAAGAACUAAGUGAAGAAACUAGCAUUAUACAUAAUGUUCUUACACAAAUGACACGUUACCAGGAGGAUCGUAAUCAAAACACUGGGCAGAAAUGGAAGCUACCACCAAAUGGACAACCCAUAUGUUUAUUUAGCGGAAAUGCUACGCCCUCAAAAACUAUUAUUCGUCCCGAUGACGAUAUCAUAUUUCGAGUAUACUGUGCCGAUCACACAUACUGCACUUUAAGAUUUCCACUCCAUACUACCGCCGGGAUAAUAAAAGCCUGUGCUGCCGAUAAACUACAAUUAAACCGAGGGCCUGAAGAUCUAGUACUAAUCGAAGUAAAAUCGAACGGAGAGCGCUCAGUCUACAAAGAUAAUGAUGUUAGUAUUCCCACUAGCCUCAGCCUGAAUGGUCGUCUUUUUGUCUCAGCGAAGGAUCACCUGGAUGCAUUGACACCACUCCCAGAACAAGAAGGACCAACUGAAGGCAUAGACAUUGAUUUGGAAAUAUUGAGCACGAAAGAAAUAGCGUACCAAAUGACACUUUUUGAUUGGGAUCUGUUUUGGGCAGUACAUGAGUAUGAACUUCUGUAUCAAACAUUUGGGAGACAUCACUUUGGAAAAAUAACCGCCAAUCUAGAUGUAUUUCUUCGUCGCUUUAAUGAAUUGCAAUUCUGGAUCGCAACGGAAAUAGUGUCUACCAGCAGCAUGUGUAAACGUGUUGGAUUAUUAAGAAAGUUCAUCAAAUUAGCUGCCUACUGCAAGGAAUAUCAGAAUCUGAAUGCUUUCUUUGCCAUCACUAUGGGCCUUUCAAAUAUUGCCGUUUUGCGCCUCACGCAAACCUGGGAGAAAAUACCUUCGAAAUUUCGAAAACUCUUCCAGGAAUUCGAAGCUCUCAUCGAUCCUAGUCGCAAUCAUCGUGCGUACCGUGUUUAUGUAGGCAAACUGCAACCGCCAGUAAUACCAUUCAUGCCACUCUUACUGAAUGAUAUGACUUUUGCCCAUGAAGGUAAUAAAACUAGUUUAGAAGGUCUAGUUAAUUUCGAGAAAAUGCAUAUGAUGGCGCAGACUAUGCGCACCAUUCGCUUCUGUCGUUCACGGAGUUUAGGACUGGAGCCACCAUCACCAAAGAGUGAGGGAGAAGUCCGGUCAUACAUUAGUUGCCUCCGCGUAAUUGAUAACCAGCGGGUUUUGACAGCUAUGUCACAAAAAAUUGAACCAAUACGCAAAGUAUAAAGUAAAUAGUGUUCUCGACACAACUCUUACAUUACCUGUUAACUCAUAUCCAUAUUUAUUCAAGCUUUUUAUUAAUUAUGCUUUAAAGUAAAAUACUAAUACGUAACACUAACAAAUAUAUAAUACCUAAUAGGGAAAUUAUAUGUACAUACAUAUGUGCAUUUGGUACUUAUUUAAGUGGUGCACUAAAGCUUAAAUGAGUCCCAAUGUUGCAUAUUUAUAAAGGCACUAUCGCACAAUUAGUAAAAAUAUACAUACAUAUUCUUCUUCUUUACUGGCGUAGA
Messenger RNA from Bactrocera latifrons, 4075 nucleotides. RefSeq names its product rap guanine nucleotide exchange factor 4 (gene Epac). Bases 786 to 3791 code for a protein of 1001 amino acids. Gene Ontology annotation, cellular component: plasma membrane. Gene Ontology annotation, molecular function: guanyl-nucleotide exchange factor activity. The transcript is spliced from 21 exons. The record is from RefSeq and is a predicted model, not a curated record. Lineage: Eukaryota; Metazoa; Arthropoda; Insecta; Diptera; Tephritidae. Gene Ontology annotation, biological process: Ras protein signal transduction; positive regulation of GTPase activity.